CUCAAAUGAUUUGAUCAAAGGAAGUGUUUUAUUUGGGAGGGUGUGCUCUACAUGCGUUUUGGAUUGAAUCUCUACGAAAUUUUUCUGCACGCGCGCAACUGUUGGAUUUGACGCUUUUUAAAUGAAACUUGAAAGAUUCAUGAACAAUCGUGCACCAUCUAAUAAGAGAUACCAGCCAACAGAAUAUGAGCAUGCUGCUAACUGUGCUACACAUGCACUAUGGAUCAUUCCCAGCAUUGUGGGCGGGGUCUUGUUAUACUUCUUGUCUGAUGACCAUUGGGAGGAGAUUUCAGCAUGGCUUUAUGGGGCAGGGCUAUCAAGCCUUUUCAUCAUUUCCACAGUGUUCCAUACUGUCUCCUGGAAAAAGAGUCAUCUCCGAUCAGUUGAACACUGCUUCCACAUGUGCGACAGAAUGGUGAUCUAUUUCUUCAUCGCUGCAUCCUACACACCUUGGCUGACACUGCGGGAGCUUGGUCCAUUGGCUGCCCACAUGCGUUGGGUUGUCUGGGUGAUGGCCUCUGGAGGAACUGGCUAUGUAUUCUUCUUUCAUGAGAGGUUUAAAGUUGUAGAGUUGAUUUGUUACACAGCAAUGGGUGUGUUUCCUGCCCUUGUCAUCCUCUCUAUGGCAGACAGGUCAGGUCUGUAUGAGCUGUUAGUUGGUGGCGGCUGUUACGUGUUAGGCAUGGUGUUUUUUAAAAGCGAUGGAAUAGUUCCCUUUGCUCACGCUAUAUGGCACCUCUUUGUUGCCAUGGGAGCGGGCAUCCAUUACUACGCCAUCUGGAAAUACCUGUACACACCUAUCAAUCAACAAACUAGUAUGGCCCGGUGACACACACAUGCAUGCACCAACCAACAAAAUUAUUGUAUAUAUUCCAGUUGAAACUAAAGUGCUAAAAAUUUACUUUUGUGGAAACAGUAUGAUUUUAUUUAAAAUUACAGAUAAAGGUUUUUUGUCUGUUCUUUUUGCU
This is a messenger RNA of Xyrauchen texanus (razorback sucker), 968 nucleotides long. Its product is annotated as monocyte to macrophage differentiation factor 2-like. Gene Ontology annotation, molecular function: pore-forming activity. The transcript has 7 exons. Lineage: Eukaryota; Metazoa; Chordata; Actinopteri; Cypriniformes; Catostomidae. The coding region runs from base 122 to 829 and encodes 235 amino acids. Gene Ontology annotation, cellular component: membrane. The record is from RefSeq and is a predicted model, not a curated record.